Oryzias melastigma (Indian medaka) is the source of this 1598-nucleotide messenger RNA. RefSeq names its product NudC domain containing 3 (gene nudcd3). Gene Ontology annotation, cellular component: cytoplasm. The transcript has 7 exons. Gene Ontology annotation, biological process: protein folding. Lineage: Eukaryota; Metazoa; Chordata; Actinopteri; Beloniformes; Adrianichthyidae. Bases 166 to 1239 code for a protein of 357 amino acids. The record is from RefSeq and is a predicted model, not a curated record.
CGUGAAGCUGUGCUCUGCUUCCGGUUGUUGGUAAGAAAAAAAAUCGAGACAUAAAUAUCAUUGAGUGUGAUUUGAAUUCAACGCCCCCUGUCGGUGGAUGAACGAAACAGUUCGUUGUUUUGGUCACGCGGGCGGUUCCGGAGAAGGCUCGCGCUCGGAGCCGCGAUGGCGUCGCCGCUGGAGAUGACGGAGAUGUACGACAACGCUCUGCUGGGGAUCCUGCAGCACGUCGGGAACAUCCAGGACUUCCUGAGGGUCUACUUUGGCUUUUUGUACAGAAAGACGGACUUUUAUCGACUGCUGUCCGGCCCCAACGACAGGAUGGGGUUCCCUCCUGGGGUCGCAGAGAAGAUGGUGCUGAAGACGUUUCAGCUGUUCGAGCAGAUGGCGGAUCAGGACCGGCAGAGGGCGCUCUGCCAGCUGCAGAACACAGAGGAGAGCCACAGUGUUCCUCCUGCAGUCCAGGAGCUGCAGGUCUCCUCUGAGCCACCAAAGACGGAUGAGAAAGGUGACAGGGAGGCGCCACGGCAGGAGAGCACCGCCGCCGCCGCAGCAGACACUGCUGCAGCUCCUGCAGCAGUGUCUGCAGCUGAUGAGCCUCAGGCCUCCAGCAGCACAGGAGCUCCAUCGUCUCAAGGAGAUCAAGCGGCUGCAGCGGACGGGAACCAGGACAAGUUUCAGUCCAACCCGGACACCUACAACGGCGCUCAGAGGGAGAACUACAGCUGGUCUCAGGACUACACGGACGUGGAGGUCAAGGUCUUCGUGCCAAAGACGGUGGUGAGAGGCCGACAGGUCAGCGUCAGUCUGCAGCCCGGCGGUGUCAAAGUGACCAUGAAGGACGGCGCCGAGGAGAGAACUCUGAUGGAGGGAGAAUUCACACACAAGAUCAACACAGAAAACUCUCUAUGGAGCCUGGAGCCCGGGAAGUGUGUCGUGCUGUCGCUCAGCAAGACCUCGGAGACCUGGUGGAACGCGGUGCUGAAGGGGGAGGCGGAGAUCGACAUCAACCAGAUCAACCGCGAGCGCUCCAUGGCGACGGUGGACGAGGAGGAGCACGCCGUCCUGGACAGACUGACGUUUGACUACCACCAGAAGCUGCAGGGCAAACCGCAGAGCCACGAAAUGAAAGUUCACGAGAUGCUGAAGAAGGGCUGGGAUGCAGAGGGGUCGCCUUUCAGAGGGCAGCAGUUCGACCCGUCCAUGUUUGACAUCCCGCCCAGCGCCGUGCAGUUCUGAGACCCGGACCGGCUCCAUCCAGGAGAAACGGAAGCUCUGGUCCCGCAGGAGAGCCGACGGCCGGCUGUAAGGAGGAGGUGCAGCUUCAGCGCCUGUGGAUGGAGGCGGAGCAGGACUCCAUCCAAACGCUGACUCAGCAGUUCUUCAUUGUUUGCUUGAUAUUUAAAGGUUUUCAGUGCCUGUGUGUUUGUUACGGUUACGGACAAGUUCUCACCGAACUCCAAGAAGACUCCUCCCGGUUCUGGUUCUGCUUCUCUAAAGCCACUGAUGAAACUCAGCGUGUUAAACGAAUCGGAGGGAUGACCCCCGACCCCAUUGAAUAAAAGUGACAAAUAAAGUUUCUUUAUUUAAAACCAAAA